Molecule: messenger RNA, 2415 nt
Organism: Stegodyphus dumicola
Lineage: Eukaryota; Metazoa; Arthropoda; Arachnida; Araneae; Eresidae
Source: RefSeq, a predicted model, not a curated record
AUGCCAGAAGCCGACACGUCAGUGCACCAUAGCAACUUAGACACAGCUAUCCUAAUCGAAUCAGUGCAAUAUAACUACUCCGAUAAAGUGAACUCACUUAUUGAAGAAGCAAAAACAAUUGGUACAACUAUCAGGAACAAACGAUUCCUGUUACCUGCUGAUCUCAGAGACCAAUUAACAACAACUCUGGAAGCUCUCCGAAAUUUGGCCCUCAGAGGACUGUCCUCCGUACCUUCAACAACUGAUGCGGAAGUUAACACAGAUCAGGAGUUAGCCACCUCACCACCCAUUGCCACACCUAUUCUGCCUACUUACAACAUCACGCGCACAUACGCUCAAGCGACCUCACAAUCCUAUAAGCACACUCUGCUUGUUUAUCCGAAAGAGGACACCAGAACAACCAGAAAGGAGCUCAAAGAGAAGCUGAGCGCACAGUUCCCACUUCCCUCAUUGGGCAUCAAAAUCGCGACAGUCCGUAACAUCCAGGAGGAAGGACUAGCAGUCGACUGUGCCACUAAAGAAGAUCUCGAAAAGCUCACCCAAGCACUCCAAAGUACACAGGGUCGAGAAAUCGUUAAAACGAGAUUGCCAAUCAUUAGACUCCCACGGGUAGCAAUCCACAUCGUCCCUCCUAAUAUCACUCAGGAGGAAAUAGAGCAAGCUAUUGGCUCAGAAUUUAAGAUCUCCAAAAGCAACGCCAAAGUCCUCUAUAGGUUAAAAGAUAGGGGCAAUGGCGUCAAGUGGAUCGUUGAAUGCCAACCCGCAGCUUUCCACACCAUCAUGCAAUCAUCAAGAUUGUAUCUCGGCUGGCGGGCAAUCACAAGAUCACAGAUUGCAAAUCCCAAAAGGCCACUUGCAUCAACUGUGCGGAUUACAACUACCGCACAAAAAGCAAAUCACCCUGCAACCACCCAGCCUACGAUGUCACCUGCCCAACUUAUGGACGGUACAUCAGCAGAAUUAAAUGCAAUACCACCUAUGGAUGAUUUACAGAAUUUCAGCAACGAUAUCCUCACAACAGCAAUCACAGACACUCCCAAGACAAAUGGACCAAUACGCUGUGCUCAGAUCAAUUUACAAAGAGCUCAAGCAGCUGCCUCCCAACUGGUCCAGCAUGUCAUCACCCACAACCUGGACCUCCUUCUCAUACAAGAACCAUACUGUAAAGAUCGUCGUGUAGCCAGCCUUCCAACAGCCUGGAAAAUUUUUCAAUCACAAGCAGGUACGAAUGAUCAAGCCCCCAGAGCAGUUAUCGCCUGUUGCAAUCCUUCUUGGUCCCCUCUCGUUAUCACACUCAAAAGAGACUACAUCGCCAUUUUACUCGUUUACAACAACAUACAAAUCAUCGCUGCCUCUGUUUACUCUUCCCCCACGGAAGACAUCAGCAACGCCAUCGUCAACAUACAGGAAACCAAGGAAAAGUAUCCUUUCACACCACUCCUCCUAGGUGGUGAUUUCAAUGCGCAUAACUCCAUAUGGGGUUACGCAGACACCACAAUGAAAGGAAAAGAACUCGAAGACUUCCUAGCAAUCCAAGACCUGCAGCUAUUGAACGCACCAAAUGCGCCACCAUCCUACGAUAGUACCUACGGAAAGGGCUGGCCGGAUCUCACCAUAUCUACAAGCAACAUAGCAUCCUUCAUCCAAAACUGGACCAUCUUAGACGAGGAAAGUGCUUCAGACCAUAAGUACAUCCAUUUUCAAGUAGACUGCGACACCUCCAUUACUAUCCUACGACGCUUUAAGUUACCAAGCAAUAAGAUUCGUCCCAUUACCCACACCUUCACUCGCUUACUCAGAGAAGAAGAAAAGUACAUUUACAACUUCAGCAGCCCGGACGGCAUGGAGCACUACACGAAUCAUCUGAUAGAAAGCUUACACGAAGCAUGCAAAAAUCACCUUCCUAUCCGUGUGGCCAAGAAAAUACAGGGUGUCAGCUGGUGGACCAAAGAGCUGAGGCAGCAAAGGCAAAAAUGCAGAGCCCUUCGACGACGUCUCCGCGCCACUAUUAACGAAGAAGAAAAGACACACCUACUCAUGACAUACCGUAAAGAGCGUGCAGCAUACAAAAAGAACAUCAUCACGGCUAAAGUCACCAGCUGGCGCACCUUCUGUACCAACAACAACAAUCCUUACGGGAUCCUACACAAAAUCUCGUCGAAUAAGAUUUUUAACCCGGCCCAGAUCCACGCACAACCCACCAUGGAUUCUACCACCAACAUCGUGCAGAGCACAGCUUCCACCAUUCUGGACACCGUCUUCUCAAACGAUGACCCAGAAGAGGACACGAUAGAACAACGAAAGGUUCGCAAUAACACCACCAUUCCUGCGACACCUCCCGAUGUACCCUUUAGCGAUAAAGAAAUCAAACAGCUGUUCCGUCACCUUCCUCGGAAAAAAUACGCCAGGACCUGA